Rhagoletis pomonella (apple maggot) is the source of this 1271-nucleotide messenger RNA. RefSeq lists its product as uncharacterized. The record is from RefSeq and is a predicted model, not a curated record. The transcript is spliced from 4 exons. The coding region runs from base 272 to 748 and encodes 158 amino acids. NCBI's taxonomy places the organism in Eukaryota, Metazoa, Arthropoda, Insecta, Diptera, Tephritidae.
AAUGUGUAAAAUCAUUUAGAACAUCUGAAUUAAUUAACUAAAGCAACAGGUUUUUUUUUUCGUACAUUCAUUGUAGCGUGUAAUAAAGUUGGCAUAGAGUGCAAUUCGCACCAAAGAGCAACAACAAUGGAAACAAUCGUGCCAACAAUAACUCAACUGGUUUUCUUCCCAUCAAUGUGGAAUUAAAAAGAUUUGUACAAUUUUGAGUGGGUGUAAUUUUAGUUGAAAUUUUUUGGCUGUACCAAACACAACUCGCAGAAUAUUAAAUAAAAUGUGUAAAAUUUUUAUGAUAUUUGUGUGUUUACUAUGUUUGCUGCUUAAUUUAUAUGUCACAAGUAUAUAUUGUCUAUGCUUGGCAUCGGAGCCGCCAACUUGUCUAACAAAUUUGGAGGAGGAAGAUGCCAAAGAAAUUUUGGAUUAUGUGCUGAGUAAAUAUGAAGAGGUUGACAUGAAAAUUACCGGCGAACCGUUGGCGGUCCGCGGCAAACGUAUUUCAUCUGGCGGCACUGAGGAGUUUCACAUUGUCUUUCAUUACGUUGACAACACUCCCGGCGAUAUAAUACAAAAUUGCGUUUUUGUUGUUGUACAUGUACCGAAUGCAUGUGAAACGAUAAGCACAGUAUGCAAUACAUUCUUACAGUCUACGCCACGUCCACUGUUGCAGCGAGAAGACCUAACUGUUUGCGAGGAUGGGGUAGAGCCAACUAGGGCGAGUGAAGUAACCGAAGAAACAGCACAAAAGCGAUAAACAGAAAUUUAGCAUAAGUUUAGUAUAAAGGAUUCACAAGACGUUGUAAAGGUCUUAAAGUCGUAAAAGUUUUCAACGUAAGAUAACGGCUGAAAUCUUUUUACGAAUAUGUAGCCACAACAAAAUGUUUUCAAACUGAUGGAAAAUAUAUAAUUAGCAUAUAGCAUAUAAUUAGCACUUUUUUUUACUUAACAUUGACAAAUUUUACGACUUUAAGACUGCUCGACGCUUACGACGUCUUGUGAAUCGCCUUAAGCAGGAAUUACACGAUUUGUACAAAUUUUUACUUUUGGCAGUCACAGAGUAUUGUUGUCUAGAAAUAAUGAGGUCAGCUCAAUCCAACUCUACUCUGUAACCGUAAAAAUGUAAAAAUCUCUACAAAUGUACAAAUCUUGUGAUCCCUGCUUUAGUUAUUUAUAUGAACGUAUACAUAUGUAUGACAUAUUACUUAGUUUAGUUACUUAAGUAGAUACGUAAGUCAAACUUGGCGAAUGUAAUGGAACUUUUUUAAAAUAAAGUAAAU